Molecule: messenger RNA, 1956 nt
Organism: Acromyrmex echinatior (Panamanian leafcutter ant)
Lineage: Eukaryota; Metazoa; Arthropoda; Insecta; Hymenoptera; Formicidae
Product: E3 ubiquitin-protein ligase RNF34
Biological process (GO): protein K48-linked ubiquitination; proteasome-mediated ubiquitin-dependent protein catabolic process; negative regulation of extrinsic apoptotic signaling pathway via death domain receptors
Cellular component (GO): cytoplasm; plasma membrane
Molecular function (GO): ubiquitin protein ligase activity
Source: RefSeq, a predicted model, not a curated record
AGUCGGGCUGUUCGGACUUCGGAGUAAUCGGACUAAUUCGGACUGAUUCGGACUUAUACGAUCUUAUAUCGUACCGAUAACAACAUCAUACUAUCGAUCUGAACGGAUUACGCUCGUCCGGCUCGUCCUUACAUCACGAUCGUCGGCGUUCACGUUACGCUGCUCGAGAUUUUCAUGCAGAAUACAACGUAUAGUACCUGUCAUUCCUAUUCGGUCUCUCAACACAGUGAUAUCUCACGACGCGCAAAACGAGAACGUUUCAGGAAACGAACGGGCGAUAACGGGCGACCCGAGAUGGCUUGCGAAGCCUGCAAUGCAAAGUUCAACCUGUUUAAGAGAAAAGUGAGUGGAUACCCUCAUCGGGGACACCUGGCCCUUCUUCCUCGCUGAACGACCGGUUUCCUCGCUGAACGACCGGGCGAUCCGACAAUUCGACAAACCUUGACAAGUCAUGUUUGUCCGGACAAUGAAUUCGAGCCUUCAAAUUGUCAUGCAAAUGUCACCGUAGAACCAAGUGAUGACACAGAUUCACUGCGUACUAAAUUAUUUAGCAAUUAACAUUUGACCUUCUUCUGUUAGAAACAAUGCGUGGACUGCCUAAGAUAUUUCUGUUCCGAAUGUGUUAUCAAACGAUUCGACAAGGUGUUCACCUGCGAUAGCUGUGGUCUAUUGUCAAUGAGGCCACUCAUCAGAAAUCAAAUCAGACAGAUACGUUCUAGGGACUUGCGUCAGUAUCUUGUGGCAAAAAAAGUUUCUGUUAAAGGUUGUGUCGAGAAAGAAGACUUGGUGCAUUUACUAAUGCUUUUUGCUAAUGGAACUGAUUCGAGCUUGACUUCUGACAACAGUACAAGCUUCAGAACGCAAAAUGUUGCUGAAGAACAACAUUCCAGAGUUGAUUCUCCUUUAAAUAGAAUGGAAAAUAUGCCAAAUGUUAGUACUGCAAAUAAUGAAUCUGGUGCAAACGCAACGGACGUGCAGGGAUCAGCAGAACCUGUGAGAAACGAAGACAUUGAAAUGGCGGAGGAAGCAAGUGAAAGUAGUCAUAGUAGUCCGGUUAUUAGUGUUCCACUUAGCAGUGAUAGCGAAUCACCCGAGGAGAGACCAACGAAAAAUACUGACCUCUUAAUAGAAGAAAUAUUUGGGAAUGACAGCAGUCCAACUGGGCCCAGUACUGCAUCGCAGCCAGUAAUCAUCGAGCAGGAGGAAGUUCCCGAAACGUCGAAUGAAAAAAAAUCGGAUAUGGUCACAGAGAUUCCUACGUGGUCAGAUAAGGUGCAAUUAUCAGACAUAAAAGAAGCAUCAGAAUUAGAGUAUCUAAGUAUUAAACAAUUGAAAAAUUUGUUGAGUACAAAUCGCGUAGAUUAUAAAGGCUGCAUAGAAAGAUCAGAUUUAUUGAACAAAGUGACCAGAUUAUGGCAGGAGUAUAAUCAGUCUAGAAAAGAUGUGGAACAACUUAGCCAGGAAGAAUUGUGUAAAAUCUGCUGGGAUGCGCCGAUUGAGUGUGUUAUUUUAGAAUGCGGUCAUAUGGCUUGUUGCAUAAAUUGUGGCAAACAAAUGUCUGAAUGUCCGAUAUGCAAACAAUAUGUUGUCCGCGUUGUACGAUUUUUUAAAGCCUAAAAAAAUGCAACGAUUGGAUAUAAUCGCGACUGAUAAUUUUGUGCACCUGCCAGUUUUUAUAGAUUGCGUAAUUAUACGACGUGUACAUUAUAAAACAAAAUUUAUGUAUGAUAAAGAAUGAAAUUGUAAAAUGCCAAAUUUUGGUGCUAUGAUUUGCAUUUCGAUAAACAAUAAGAACUAGUCCUGCACAAAAAAGCAAAUUUUAUGCUGUCUUCACUUUCAAGUCUAAUUAUAAGUUGACUGGUCUUGUGACAUGUUUUGUCAUUUUAAUUACAGUUCAGAACUCUUCCUGGAUAGAGAAUAGUAUUUUAAAAAAAGAAUAAAUAUCGUUAUAUAUCA